AUAAUUUCGCAUGCUGCAACCAUGUUAAUUAAGCUUAUUAACAAAUCUCAGAGGAUAUUUCAAAGAUAUUGCUUGACGCAAUAAGAGAGAUGUGGCGACAUAUCUUAUAUAUCUAUCUGAUAACUGCGGUUUGUUACUGCUUGGAAAAUGGUUUGGCAAGGACCCCUCCGAUGGGUUGGUUAUCCUGGGAGCGUUUUCGAUGUAAUACGGAUUGUACGAAUGAUCCCUACAAUUGCAUAAGUGAACGACUCUUUCAAGUAAUGGCGGAUCUUCUUGUCUCGGAGGGUUACGCUUCAGCGGGAUAUGAAUAUGUGAAUAUCGAUGAUUGUUGGUUGGAAAAACAUCGAGGACCCGCUGGACAGCUUUUAUCGGAUCAUAAACGGUUUCCAAACGGAAUCAAAGCAUUAUCUGAUUAUAUACAUGCUCGAGGACUUAAAUUUGGAAUCUAUGAGGACUAUGGCAAUUAUACGUGUGCUGGCUAUCCAGGCAUUAUUGGGUAUGAGGAAUCGGAUGCACUGCAGUUUGCGGCCUGGAAUGUAGACUAUGUAAAACUGGAUGGUUGCUAUGCUCAACCAUAUGAUAUGGAUCGGGGUUACUCGGAGUUCGGCCGAUAUCUGAAUAGCACAGGGAAAGCUAUGGUUUAUUCCUGCAGUUGGCCUGUUUAUCAGAUAUAUGCGGGAAUUCAGCCAAACUUUUCGGCGAUUCAAAGUCACUGCAAUCUGUGGAGGAAUUACGAUGAUAUUCAGGAUUCUUGGGCAUCUGUUGAGAAUAUCAUUGAUUAUUAUGGAAAUAAUCAGGAUAUAAUUGCGCCCAAUGCUGGUCCCGGACACUGGAAUGAUCCUGACAUGUUAAUUAUAGGAAAUUUUGGUCUUAGCUAUGAGCAAGCAAAAACUCAGUUUGCAGUUUGGGCAAUUUUAGCAGCUCCACUUUUAAUGUCUGUAGAUUUGAGAACUAUACGACCGGAAUUCAAGGAUAUAUUACUCAAUCGAAAGAUAAUUGCCGUUGAUCAAGAUCCAUUGGGAAUCCAAGGACGCAGGAUUUACAAACAUAAAGGCAUCGAGAUUUGGUCGAAACCAAUUAGUCCUGUUUAUCAAAUUUAUUACUCAUAUGCAAUCGCAUUUAUAAAUCGAAGAACCGACGGUACACCUUCCGAUAUAUCGGUGACCUUAAAGGAACUGGGACUGAUAAAUUCUUCUGGCUACAGAGUAGAGGAUCUAUAUGAAAAUGUUGAUUAUGGCAUACUAUACCCGCACACUAAAAUCAAGGUUAAGGUCAAUCCAUCGGGAGUUGUUAUGUUAAAAGCCGAAACCCAAUAUCUGAAAAAUGUGUAAAUCAUAUAACAAACCUUUAAUGUAAAUGUAUUGUUGCUUUUGAUUAAUAAAAUAUAACGCCAAGUAAUCGUAAA
Drosophila innubila is the source of this 1405-nucleotide messenger RNA. RefSeq names its product alpha-N-acetylgalactosaminidase. The transcript has 6 exons. Gene Ontology annotation, molecular function: alpha-galactosidase activity. Gene Ontology annotation, cellular component: cytoplasm. Bases 90 to 1331 code for a protein of 413 amino acids. NCBI's taxonomy places the organism in Eukaryota, Metazoa, Arthropoda, Insecta, Diptera, Drosophilidae. Gene Ontology annotation, biological process: oligosaccharide metabolic process; glycoside catabolic process; glycosylceramide catabolic process. The record is from RefSeq and is a predicted model, not a curated record.